This is a messenger RNA of Cricetulus griseus (Chinese hamster), 2924 nucleotides long. RefSeq names its product poly(ADP-ribose) polymerase 1 (gene Parp1). Gene Ontology annotation, cellular component: nucleus. The record is from RefSeq and is marked provisional. Gene Ontology annotation, molecular function: NAD binding; DNA binding; zinc ion binding. Lineage: Eukaryota; Metazoa; Chordata; Mammalia; Rodentia; Cricetidae.
AGUCACCCAUGUUUGACGGAAAGGUCCCACACUGGUACCACUUCUCCUGCUUCUGGAAGGUGGGCCACUCCAUCCGGCAGCCUGACGUUGAGGUGGACGGAUUCUCUGAACUUCGGUGGGAUGACCAGCAGAAGGUCAAGAAGACAGCAGAGGCUGGGGGCGUGGCAGGCAAAGGCCAGGACGGAAGUGGCGGCAAGUCAGAGAAGACGCUGGGUGACUUUGCAGCGGAGUAUGCCAAGUCCAACAGGAGCACAUGCAAGGGCUGUAUGGAGAAGAUAGAAAAGGGCCAGGUGCGCCUCUCCAAGAAAAUGCUGGACCCGGAGAAGCCACAACUGGGUAUGAUUGACCGCUGGUACCAUCCAACUUGCUUUGUCAAGAACCGGGAGGAGCUGGGCUUCCGGCCUGAGUAUAGUGCCAGCCAGCUCAAGGGCUUUAGCCUCCUCUCUGCAGAGGACAAAGAAGUCCUGAAGAAGCAGCUCCCAGGAGUCAAGAGUGAAGGAAAAAGAAAAGGUGAUGAGGUGGAUGGAGCAGAUGAGGUGGCCAAAAAGAAAUCUAAGAAGGGAAAGGACAAGGACAGUAAGCUGGAAAAGGCCCUCAAGGCCCAGAAUGACCUGAUCUGGAACAUCAAAGAUGAACUGAAGAAAGCAUGUUCCACCAGUGACCUAAAGGAGUUGCUUAUCUUCAACCAGCAGCAAGUACCAUCUGGAGAGUCUGCGAUCUUGGACCGAGUUGCUGAUGGCAUGGCGUUUGGGGCCCUCCUGCCCUGCAAGGAGUGUUCAGGCCAGCUGGUCUUUAAGAGUGAUGCUUACUACUGCACUGGGGAUGUCACUGCCUGGACCAAGUGCAUGGUCAAGACACAGACUCCCAGCCGAAAGGAAUGGGUGACACCAAAGGAAUUCCGAGAAAUAUCCUACCUCAAGAAAUUAAAGGUCAAAAAACAAGACCGGAUAUUCCCUCCAGAGACCAGUGCCCCAGCGCCGCCGCACCCACCCUCUGUCACCUCCGCACCCACGGCUGUGAACUCCUCUGCCCCAGCAGAUAAGCCGCUGUCUAACAUGAAGAUCCUGACUCUCGGUAAACUCUCUCAGAGCAAAGAUGAAGCAAAGGCCACGAUUGAGAAACUCGGGGGCAAGUUGACGGGAUCAGCCAACAAGGCUUCCUUGUGUAUCAGCACUAAAAAGGAGGUGGAAAAGAUGGGUAAGAAGAUGGAGGAAGUGCAAGCAGCCAACGUGAGGGUUGUGUGUGAGGACUUCCUCCAGGACGUGGCUGCCUCCACUAAGAGUCUCCAAGAGCUGCUCUCCGCCCACAGCUUAUCCUCUUGGGGGGCUGAGGUGAAGGUCGAGCCUGUUGAAGUGGCGGCCCCCAAGGGGAAGUCAGCUGCACCCUCCAAGAAGAGCAAGGGCCCUGUCAAGGAGGAAGGUGUCAACAAGUCUGAAAAGAGGAUGAAACUAACUCUAAAGGGAGGAGCGGCUGUUGAUCCUGACUCUGGUCUGGAACACUCUGCACACGUCCUGGAGAAAGGCGGGAAGGUGUUCAGUGCCACACUUGGCCUGGUGGACAUUGUGAAAGGGACCAACUCCUAUUACAAGCUGCAGCUUCUGGAGGAUGACAAGGAGAGCAGAUACUGGAUCUUCCGGUCCUGGGGCCGAGUGGGCACUGUCAUUGGCAGUAACAAACUUGAGCAGAUGCCAUCCAAAGAGGAUGCUGUUGAGCACUUCAUGAAACUAUAUGAAGAGAAGACUGGCAAUGCCUGGCACUCAAAGAACUUCACAAAGUAUCCCAAAAAGUUCUACCCUCUGGAGAUCGACUAUGGCCAGGAUGAAGAGGCUGUAAAGAAGCUGACGGUAAAACCUGGCACUAAGUCAAAGCUCCCGAAGGCAGUGCAGGAGCUCGUCGGGAUGAUCUUUGACGUGGAGAGCAUGAAGAAGGCCUUGGUGGAAUACGAGAUUGACCUUCAGAAGAUGCCCUUGGGGAAGCUGAGCAAAAGGCAGAUCCAGGCCGCCUACUCUAUCCUUAGUGAGGUCCAGCAGGCAGUGUCCCAAGGCAGCAGUGACUCCCAGAUCCUGGAUCUUUCCAAUCGAUUCUACACCCUAAUCCCCCAUGACUUCGGAAUGAAGAAGCCCCCACUCCUGAACAAUGCAGACAGCGUGCAGGCCAAGGUGGAGAUGCUGGACAACCUCCUGGACAUUGAGGUGGCCUAUAGUCUUCUCAGGGGGGGGUCUGAUGACAGCAGUAAGGACCCCAUUGAUGUCAACUAUGAGAAGCUCAAAACUGACAUUAAGGUGGUUGACCGAGACUCUGAGGAAGCUGAGGUCAUCAGGAAGUAUGUUAAGAACACUCAUGCCACCACACACAAUGCCUAUGACCUGGAAGUGAUGGAUAUCUUUAAGAUAGAGCGUGAGGGAGAGAGCCAGCGCUACAAACCCUUCAAGCAGCUGCACAAUCGGAGGUUACUGUGGCACGGGUCCAGGACCACCAACUUUGCUGGCAUCCUGUCACAGGGUCUGCGGAUAGCCCCACCUGAAGCACCUGUGACAGGCUACAUGUUUGGAAAAGGGAUCUAUUUUGCUGAUAUGGUGUCCAAAAGUGCCAACUACUGCCAUACAUCUCAGGGAGACCCGAUUGGCUUGAUACUGUUGGGAGAAGUCGCCCUUGGAAACAUGUACGAACUCAAGCAUGCGUCACAUAUCAGCAAGUUACCCAAGGGCAAGCACAGUGUCAAAGGCUUGGGCAAAACGACCCCUGACCCUUCGGCCAGCAUCACCCUGGAGGGUGUAGAGGUUCCACUGGGGACAGGGAUCCCAUCGGGUGUUAAUGACACCUGCCUACUAUAUAACGAGUACAUCGUCUAUGACAUUGCUCAGGUGAACCUGAAAUACCUGCUGAAACUGAAGUUUAAUUUUAAGACAUCCCUGUGGUAAGUG